UUGGCAAACGCAAACGCUUCACUGUGCAUUCAAACGAGACGUGACCCGCUUUUCCGCUUGCCGGUGGAGUCAUUUAAAGUCCACGGGAAAGUCAGCUGACUGGAAAAUUUAAAUCCCCCCUGGACUUCCAAGAACUUGGCGCGUAAAUUUAUGAAUGAAACGCCACUUUCCAUUGGCCCCAUUCAAGAAUCCUCUGCGGUGCUGUGUAUCGGUCUCAUUUCCUUCGAGUCCGUCCAGCAGUCAAGGUCGUUCCCGUGUAAGUCCCGGUGUAAGCUUGUGCGUAGUGCCAGUGAAACGAAAACACUAGAACAGAACAUUCGAAAUAAAAUGUCGGUUAGUCAGGAAACGCUAGAUAUGAUUACGGCGGCUAUCAAGAGCGGAACCAACGAACAGGGUUCGUUGGUAAGAUCCAAAUUGACCAACAGAUUGGUGUGGAACUCCGGCGAGAAUGACGAAAACGAUCCGUUCACGCAGUACUUGGCGAUGAUUGGGGCGAUCGGUGCUGGUCAGGGCCAGAAGGAACUGGAGGAAAAACCGUUGCAACGAGCCGAAAACUGUGGCACACGCACAGUCCUCGGGCAGAUCAAUUCGCAGCAGCAGCAACAGCAUGAUGGCUCUGUGGUGCUUGACGGCACGAAAGGGCGCAAGAGCGACAAGAAGCAGGACAAGGAAAAUUGGCGCGAUCAGUGGGAGAUUUUGAAGAAAUCUGGCAUGUUCUGUAGCCUGUGCAAGAACAACAAGGAAGGAAGAGAGAUGUAUUUAUCGCACAAUCUCAAAGGUCCCAACGGAGAGGUGACCUGCCCGAUACUGCUCGAGUGUGAGUGCCCACGAUGCGGCAUGCGGGGACAUACCAUCGCGUACUGUCCGGAGAACAAAACGGGAACCAGUAUCCUCAAGAUGAUCAAUCAUCACAACCGAAUCUAAAAUCCGCAUGUGACUCGAGAUGUUCAUCGACUUAUUUUUUAGUACCCUGCUUGUUGUUGGUACUAAUCC
Molecule: messenger RNA, 993 nt
Organism: Armigeres subalbatus
Lineage: Eukaryota; Metazoa; Arthropoda; Insecta; Diptera; Culicidae
Exons: 3
Coding region: 151-924 (257 amino acids)
Biological process (GO): negative regulation of translation; oogenesis
Cellular component (GO): perinuclear region of cytoplasm
Molecular function (GO): zinc ion binding; mRNA binding
Source: RefSeq, a predicted model, not a curated record